UUUGCUAACUUCAUAUUUAUUUUUAAAUGUAAAAAAUUUUAAUCCAGAAUUGAAAAUUAACAAUUAAAAAUGGAUAAACCACGUCCAUGUGGUUGCAAGGGGCGUAGAACUUGCAUUAUUUGUGAAGACGUUUUUAAACUGACUCAAGACUCGUAUACUUUGGAUCCGCAGUCCCCAACCUACGUAUAUUGCCCAUAUUGCAAUAAGUGCUAUCCUGGAUGGGAUAUGAAUUUAUACAAAAAGCACCCAUAUCACGAAGGAGAAGCAUUGAAUUAUUCAGGUAUAUUCAUUAAGAUGGAUUUUCUGUCUUCUGAGGAACAUGAACGGUUGAUCAAAGGUAUAGACGACAUGCCAUGGGACUUAUCUCAAAGUGGUCGUAGGAAACAGAAUUUUGGCCCAAAAUGCAAUUUUAAAAAACGAAAAAUACGUCUUGGAGAUUUCGGAGGUUUUCCAGCGUUUAGUAAAUUUGUUCAGGAUAAGUUUAAAACUGUUCCAAUGUUAAAAAACUUCCAAACUAUAGAACAGUGUUCUUUAGAGUAUGAUCCAGAGAAGGGAGCUUCUAUUGAUCCGCAUGUAGACGACUGCUGGAUAUGGGGCGAACGAAUUGUUACAGUGAAUCUAUUAAGUGACUCUGUGUUAACUCUAACUUAUAACAAGAGACCUGAAAAGUAUAAUUUGGACUUGGUCUCUUCAUACCCUCAAGUUUUAGAUUACGAUGGAGAUUUGUUAAACUCUAAAAAUAAUAUUUCUUUUAAUAUAGAACCUUUAAAUAGUGAAAUUAUAUAUCCUGUUGUAAGAGUACCCAUGCCAAAGUAUUCUUUACUGGUUAUGUAUGGUAAUGCGAGGUACAAUUACGAGCAUAGAAUAUUUAGAGAAGAUAUAACAGACAGAAGGGUAUGUUUAGCUUAUAGAGAAUUUACACCAACAUAUUUAGAGAAUGGGGCAUAUUUUGAAGAAGGAAAUUUAGUGACUCAGAAAGCAAAGAUAUAUUGGUAAAGAGGACAUAAAAUAGACAUGUAAUUCCCCCCUUUGUAAUAUAAACUGUAAUUCCCA
Sitophilus oryzae (rice weevil) is the source of this 1053-nucleotide messenger RNA. Its product is annotated as alpha-ketoglutarate-dependent dioxygenase alkB homolog 4. Gene Ontology annotation, molecular function: demethylase activity; oxidoreductase activity. The transcript has a single exon. Lineage: Eukaryota; Metazoa; Arthropoda; Insecta; Coleoptera; Curculionidae. Bases 70 to 996 code for a protein of 308 amino acids. Gene Ontology annotation, biological process: oxidative demethylation. The record is from RefSeq and is a predicted model, not a curated record.